UGUAAUUUUCUCGAUAGGUUGAAUUGUAAAUAAAAUUGUCAAUUCUUACCCAGCAACAAUAUAAUCAAAUAAUUCUACCGAUAGUACAUACGUGGAGGUACAGAUAGUUCGUUAGUCAAGUGAUAACAUAAAUUAAAGCUUGUUUAUACAGUUCUGAAUGGAAAAUAAGUCAUAUCUUUCCACAACUCCGUUACAACUAGACCGAUGAGUCGUUUACUUUGCCGCACUGUUUUUACUCUGCGUUUAAAGCUGCCAUUAUCCCGUAACAUGUCUGCCUACUUGAUUGACGAUCCCAAAUAUUCUUUCUUAAAAGAUUUGGGCUUGGAGAAGAAGAAUGUUGGUGUUUUUAAUGGAAAAUGGAAUGCUAAUGGCCAGGUAAUCCAGUCAAUCAGUCCGGCUAAUGGUAAAGUGAUAGCCGAAGUUCAAGGAGCAAGUGCAUCUGACUACGAGGCUUGUGCAGCGGCCGCGCAGGAUGCCUGGCACUCUUGGGCGGACCUGCCCGCGCCCGCCAGAGGGGAAAUAGUCAGACAAAUCGGAGAUGCACUAAGGGAAAAACUACAGCCAUUGGGACAGUUGGUCUCCUUGGAAAUGGGGAAAAUUCUUCCCGAGGCUGUUGGCGAAGUAGUGGAGUAUAUCCACGUGUGUGAUUUGGCAUUGGGCCUUUCUCGGUCUCUGCCGGGAACCGUGUUCCCUUCGGAGCGUCCGGGACACAUGCUGAUAGAGAAAUGGAACCCACUUGGCGCCAUUGGUAUCAUAACAGCGUUCAAUUUCCCAGUAGCCGUAUUUGGAUGGAACAGCGCUAUUGCUAUGAUUUGCGGAGAUACCAGCGUAUGGAAACCAUCUGAUACCACGCCAUUGGUCGCCGUUGCGGUCACCAAGAUAGUGGAAAGUGUACUCAAGAGGAAUGAUAUCCCCGGGGCCGUGGCGGCGCUUUGUGUUGGCGGGAAAGACAUCGGCCAACAGUUGGUACAAGACCCGAGAAUGAAACUAGUUUCUUUCACUGGCAGUACUGCCGUUGGUCAACAAGUGGGCAUGGAAGUUCAGAAGAGGUUCGGACGCCACCUAUUGGAACUGGGCGGCAACAAUGCAAUUGUGGUGAACGAAGACGCUAACGUCGACCUGCUGGUGUCGGCGGCGUUGUUCGCAUGCGCCGGCACCGCGGGGCAGAGGUGCACCACCACGCGUAGGAUGUUUAUACAUAAGAAGCUGUACAAAGAAGUGGUGUCAAGAUUGGCAAAAUCUUUCGCUGGAGUUGUGAGCAAAAUCGGAGAUCCCUUGGAGGCGAAUUCACUGAUAGGGCCGCUGCACACGGCGGCCGCUGUGGAGGCCUAUAAGAAGACCGUCGCAGAAGCCUUGAAACAAGGAGGAAAGAUAGAAUUCGGUGGCAAGGUUAUCGAACGGGCGGGAUAUUUCGUGGAGCCGACGAUAAUCACAGGUCUGGCGCAUGACUCGCCGCUAGUGAAGACCGAAUGCUUCGCGCCCAUCGUCUACUGCAUCGAAAUCCCCGACCUUGACACCGGCAUCAAAUACAACAACGAAGUCGAUCAGGGUCUCUCUUCCAGCUUGUUCACUGAGAAUAUGGGCAACGUAUUUAAGUGGAUCGGUCCGCACGGGUCUGACUGCGGCAUCGUGAACGUAAACAUCCCUACGAACGGCGCGGAGGUGGGCGGCGCUUUCGGCGGCGAGAAGGCGACAGGCGGUGGGCGCGAGUGCGGCUCCGACGCAUGGAAGGCCUACAUGCGCCGCUCCACCGUCACCAUUAACUGCUCCGGCGCCAUCAAACUCGCUCAAAACAUUCAGUUCGGCGACGAAUAAUAUUCCCACAUACAUGAUUCUCUUCCCGUCCCAUUCUUAUUUUAUAUACUCUUUGGUCCCAUUGGUCAUUAGAAUAAAAUAAUCCUUAUACUAUAUACUAUGCAAGUCAAUCUUAUUACAUUUCAAAAGUAUGCAAAUUGUGAUUUCUUAUAAAAACAACUCAAGUAACGUAUCCAUUGUAACGUAGUCUGGUAUCCGCAUUGAUUCGUCUCAGACUGAACGUCGUGGGUCUACAAGGUUACGGGUGUUGAUUCGUGGUUGCGUUACGUAGAUUGUAUUUGUAUACCUAGGACCGCGUACAUACAACACGCGAGAAUUCUCGACAGGGCUGGGACCGCGGGGCUCGCCGGUAACACGGUGCGGUGAGCGUUGGCUAAGUGGCCGCGGUCUACGGACGGACCCUACCCGCCUAAACCGGGUGGGGUACGCCUUAGUAUGCGUAUCAAGGUUGACGACACAACCCUGAUGCCAAUGCCAUUGAAAUUUGCUAAAAUGUGUAUUCGUUUACAGCUGUUAUUUAUGAAGACUGAUUGUAUCAUUAUAAAUAAAAAUAUAAUACCUUCCUAAGUUUUAA
This is a messenger RNA of Papilio xuthus (Asian swallowtail), 2389 nucleotides long. It is a transcript of the gene Aldh7A1, whose product is annotated as aldehyde dehydrogenase 7 family member A1. NCBI's taxonomy places the organism in Eukaryota, Metazoa, Arthropoda, Insecta, Lepidoptera, Papilionidae. The record is from RefSeq and is a predicted model, not a curated record. The transcript is spliced from 8 exons. Gene Ontology annotation, molecular function: aldehyde dehydrogenase (NAD+) activity. Bases 205 to 1815 code for a protein of 536 amino acids.